AUGUCGCAUGCUCACGAGGUGACUCUCAGUAUCAUCGAUUCUGCCUCGCCGCCUGUCUUCCAAGCUCCUACCAAACGCAUCCAACAACCUAAUGAUGUAGGCAGAUUUCUUGCCAGCGCGGCCUACCGAGAUAUCGGCCUGUUCAUUCUCCAGCUGAACCACGCCGUUUGCCCACGACAGCCAGCCGGCUCGUCAACUCCAAGAAUCUUCCCACUUGGUUCCCAGUCAAGCCGCACAGCUUCUAUUCGAUCCUGCCAAACAUUACUGCUUAGCAUUCGCAAUCUCAUAGACAGAGCACCGCCAGACCCCGGUUCCCAAAGAUUUGGGAAUGUUAGUUUCCGCAAAUGGUUCGAACUCCUGAAGGAGGAGCUGGAUGAUUUGCUCAACGAUGGGCUGCUCGGAGAAACCCUACGAACAGGCAAUGGUCAUGCGAAAGAUGAAGUAGCGAGCUACUUGUUGGGGUCAUUCGGCAGCUCGCAGCGUCUCGACUACGGGACAGGACAUGAGCUCAACUUUAUAGCCUUUCUUGGAUGUCUAUGGAAGCUAGGGCAUUUCAAGGACGGCAUACAGGGGGGUGAUAUCGAAAGGGAGAUCGUGCUACUGAUCAUUCAACCGUAUCUCGAAACCGUAAGGCAGCUGAUAACGACAUAUACUCUGGAACCAGCAGGCUCCCAUGGCGUAUGGGGUCUCGAUGACCAUUCCUUCAUCCCGUACAUAUUCGGCUCUGCACAGCUCACUCGCCCUAUUGGCAGCGAGCUUGAACCGAUGCCCACUGAUGGUUCCGUGAGAGGCGCACCGAAACCGAGCGAUGUAACGAACCGAAGCAUUGUCGAGAGGAUGAGGCAUGUCAACAUGUACUUUUCGGCUGUUGCGUUCAUCAAUGACGUGAAAAGGGGUCCCUUUUGGGAGCACAGCCCAAUGCUAUUUGACAUCUCUGGUAUUAAAGACGGAUGGGGCAAAAUCAACAAAGGCAUGAUCAAGAUGUAUAAUGCCGAAGUCUUGUCGAAAUUUCCUGUCAUACAGCAUUUCCCGUUUGGUUCGCUGUUUUCUUGGGACGAGAACAGGCAGCCGUUAGAGCAGGGUCGAGGCAGGCAGGUCGCGAGUUCCCAAAGGCCGCUGAGUUAA
This is a messenger RNA of Trichoderma reesei QM6a, 1125 nucleotides long. RefSeq lists its product as uncharacterized. Gene Ontology annotation, biological process: mitotic spindle organization. The transcript is spliced from 2 exons. Lineage: Eukaryota; Fungi; Ascomycota; Sordariomycetes; Hypocreales; Hypocreaceae. The record is from RefSeq and is a predicted model, not a curated record. Gene Ontology annotation, molecular function: peptidyl-prolyl cis-trans isomerase activity; protein tyrosine phosphatase activator activity. Bases 1 to 1125 code for a protein of 374 amino acids. Gene Ontology annotation, cellular component: nucleus; cytoplasm; protein phosphatase type 2A complex.